Molecule: messenger RNA, 876 nt
Organism: Rhodamnia argentea
Lineage: Eukaryota; Viridiplantae; Streptophyta; Magnoliopsida; Myrtales; Myrtaceae
Product: U-box domain-containing protein 2-like
Exons: 2
Coding region: 1-876 (291 amino acids)
Cellular component (GO): nucleus; cytoplasm
Source: RefSeq, a predicted model, not a curated record
AUGGCAGAAACAGAGGACCCAGAUGGAGGUCCGGCGAAGAGCCCUCAAGAGUUGAAGAGCAAAGUGUCCAGGCUACUGGAGAUGAUCGCUAAAGAAGACGAAUGUAAGUUAGAGACCGUCGAUGAGGGAAUCUCAGGGGGCCCUUUAAAAAUUGCCAAACCCACUUUCCGGAACAAGGCGGUAGAUAAUCCUGGUCUGGAAGAGGAUUUGACUGCCAUAGUUUUGAAUCUCUCAAUCGUCGAUGGCAACAAGGAGCUAAUGGAGGGCAAUCCAUUUGUCAUAUCGUUUCUAGUUGGGUCACUCAACUCCAGGACACAUCGAACAAGAAGUAUUGCUGCCGCGGCUCUGUCUAAACUAUUGGUGCUCGAUUCGAACAGGCGUCUGAUUGGAGAAGCGGGAGCAAUCGGUCCUCUGAUCAAUGUUGUCAGAGUAGGGAGCAUUUUAGCUAUCUUCAACGCUGCUUCUGCACUGUUCCAACUGUUUCAUCUUACUGAGAAUGUAACGAAUGCCAUUCGUGCACGAGCCACCAGUGUGAUACUCCAGCGGUUAGAGAAACGCACCUGUAUGGAUGAAUUGGUGGGUCUUCUUGUGAAAUUGUCUGGUGAUCAAGACACGGUUGAGGAGUUGAGGGACAUUGGAGAUGUUCCUAUCUUGCUCAAGGUAUUAGGGGAAAGCAUACCCGAACGAUGCAAAGAGAAUUGUGUGGUUAUUCUGGAGGAGAUCUGUUCUUAUUACCCGAACACUGCGAAGCAAAUUAGGAACAACUGGGAUGCCUGUGGUCUGCUCUUCACACUAAGCACGAGCAGCACAGCAACUGCAAGGGCUCAGAGGAAGGCUACUUCCAUUGUUAAGAGAAUCAUGAAUGCCGCAUCAUAG